AUGUCUUGUAAGAUUAUUUACUUAAAGAAAGCUGAUAAUGUACUACUUAAUCCAUUCGAUGAGAUUCUCAUUAGUCGAGAACAAAAGAUGAAAGAUUCAAAUGCGAGAUAUGGGAAAAUCCGUUUCAUGUUCUAUAAAAAUGUUGAACUAGGAAAAUAUGAUUUAAGGUGGCUCGCAGCUUUCAUGCCGAAGACAUUAAGCCGCAUACGAAAUAUUGCCUAA
Messenger RNA from Clunio marinus, 222 nucleotides. Lineage: Eukaryota; Metazoa; Arthropoda; Insecta; Diptera; Chironomidae. The record is from the annotation of a GenBank genome assembly.